AUUUUAAGACGAUGAUAUAAAGUUAGACUAAAAAUUUCUCUCAAAUAUUAUAAAAAAUAAAAAUAAAUCAGUAUAUUAUAGAACAAUCCUAUAUAUAUGGUUGUAUAUUCACAAGUUUAAUUAUUAUAUUAUGAGGUGAAGAUGAGUGAUAUUGUAGUGAAGAUAAGAGAAAGUAGCCUAGUGAGGCCAGUGGAGAAGACCUCUCCAACACGCUCCACUAUCCCAUUAUCCGAUUUGGACCAACUUUACUAUGAGAGAAGAAGCACAUUACUCUAUUUCUACAAUAAUAAAAAUUAUAACAACUCAUCAUCAUUAGCAGUUGAUGAUCAUAUCCACAACCUCAAGGAAGCUCUUGCUAAGACUCUUGUCCUAUAUUAUCCGGUAGCAGGGCGGUUGAGCCGGGCCGAGAAUGGAGGAGAAGAGCGGUUAGAGAUUAAAUGCAACGACGAAGGUGUUUUGUUUGUGGUGGGGGAGACAAAGUCCCACAUCGAAGACCUUGGAGAUUUUACUGACUCCUCACUACUUAUAUCCAACCUCAUUCCUCCAACCCCAGAUUACUCUGCUGGAAUUUCAUCAUUCCCUUUAUUCGUCUUCCAGGUAACUUAUUUUGGAUGUGGUGGAGUUUGUCUAAGUGUUGGAGGAGAACAUCUUGCAUUUGAUGGGCAUUCUGCUAUCAAUUUUAUCAAGUCAUGGUCUGAAAUUUUUAGAGGCCAACCCAACACAAUCACACCAUAUUUUGAUCGAACAUUACUCAAUCCUAGAAAUCCACCAAAAAUAAUGUUCGAUCAUACCAAAGAAUACCAACUACCCAAUCAACCUAAAUUAUCUAUUGUUGACGAACAAAACUUCAAAGUGGUUAUUCUUAAAGUAACCAAGGAUCAACUCAACAAAUUGAAAAACAAAGCUAAAGAAUUAGUUAAUAAUAAGCACUUUAGUACAUUUUGUAUUAUGUCUGGCCUUAUAUGGAAAUGUGCAUGUAUUGCCCGUGCACUUCCCAAAAAUCAAGAGACUAAAUUAUUUUUCAAUGUUGAUGGACGGUCAAGAUUGCAACCACCACUGCCACGUGGCUAUUUUGGGAAUGUGGUAUUUGAAGGUAUGGCUGAGGCUUUGGCUGGUGAUCUUCAAUCAAAACCAUUAUGGUAUGCAGUAAGUCUUGUACAUGAAAGUUUGAUGAGAAGAGAUGAUGAUUACUUAAGAUCUGUUAUUGAUUUUUUUAAGGUUAAUCCUAAUACAAAACGUCAUAGGCUUGAAGUCCAAUGUAGGUGUCCAAAUUUUGCGAUUAAUAGUUGGACUAGCUUUGCUCUUGAUGAAGCUGAUUUUGGUUGGGGUUUGCCUUUGGGGAUUUGUGGAAUUACAAUCAAUGAAGGAAGAGCAAGUAUUUAUGAUGAUAUUCCUAAAAAUGGGAAUUUAUGUGUACACAUCUCUCUUCAGACUCAUCACAUCAAAGAGAUAGAAAGUAUAUUUAUGAGAGUGUUGGAACAAAGCUGCAGUGAUAAUAAGAUUAUAUAUUAGUUUUGUUUUGUAUUUGCUGGGGGCUCUUUUCAAUUUUUAAUGUGUUGUAUUAAUGAUUUUAAUUACUUAAUUUGAAUGAAAUUCUUCUUCUCCUUAA
Cannabis sativa is the source of this 1609-nucleotide messenger RNA. Its product is annotated as shikimate O-hydroxycinnamoyltransferase. The transcript is spliced from 2 exons. Gene Ontology annotation, molecular function: acyltransferase activity, transferring groups other than amino-acyl groups. Lineage: Eukaryota; Viridiplantae; Streptophyta; Magnoliopsida; Rosales; Cannabaceae. The coding region runs from base 142 to 1512 and encodes 456 amino acids. The record is from RefSeq and is a predicted model, not a curated record.